Molecule: messenger RNA, 1722 nt
Organism: Gossypium arboreum
Lineage: Eukaryota; Viridiplantae; Streptophyta; Magnoliopsida; Malvales; Malvaceae
Product: UDP-glucuronic acid decarboxylase 5-like
Exons: 13
Coding region: 424-1464 (346 amino acids)
Biological process (GO): D-xylose metabolic process
Cellular component (GO): cytoplasm
Molecular function (GO): UDP-glucuronate decarboxylase activity; NAD+ binding
Source: RefSeq, a predicted model, not a curated record
CAAACACAACGCAAGGCAGCUGCCAUUAAUACACUAAUUACAACCUUAAUCUUUAAAUCGCCGCGUUUGUUUAAAAAAGAAAUUUUAAUAUACUAGUUCUGUUUUUUUUUUUUUCAAGUAUUGUAGGUUUUAAAAAUUCAAUCUUUGAAUUCAGUUUGGUGUGGUCUGUAGUUUUUGGUAUUGUUAUCGAGGAGCUAUCAUUGAAAUCUCUCACUUUUCGUAAAUUUGAAGGCUCCCCAAUUUAAAUUUUUUAUUUUUUAUUUUGGAAAUUUGUUUGGUGGAACAAAGUUUCGGUUUUUAGAACCAUUUUUUUGAAGCUAUAAAUAACGCUAUUCGAUCCCAGGUCUUUGUGUGUGUUCAGUAAGAGAUCAAUCUCGCAAAUUUUGAAUCAGGUUUUUGAGUUUAAGUCGCGAGAUCUGAGCAAUGGCAGCAAAUUCAUCAAAUGGGGAACAACAAACACCCUCAAAGCCACCACCUUUGCCAUCUCCAUUGCGUUUUUCCAAGUUUUUCCAGUCCAACAUGAGGAUUUUGGUUACUGGAGGAGCUGGUUUUAUCGGCUCCCACUUAGUUGACAAAUUGAUGGAAAACGAGAAAAAUGAGGUGAUUGUUGUUGAUAACUACUUCACUGGAUCCAAGGACAAUCUUAGAAAAUGGAUCGGUCAUCCUAGAUUUGAGCUUAUUCGUCAUGAUGUUACUGAGCCAUUGUUGGUCGAGGUCGAUCAGAUUUACCACCUUGCAUGUCCAGCUUCUCCAAUUUUCUACAAACACAACCCUGUGAAGACAAUAAAGACAAAUGUCAUUGGCACACUGAACAUGCUGGGACUUGCAAAGCGAGUUGGAGCAAGGAUCUUGCUCACAUCAACUUCGGAAGUGUAUGGAGAUCCUCUUAUCCAUCCACAGCCCGAAACAUAUUGGGGCAAUGUGAACCCAAUCGGGGUUCGGAGUUGCUAUGAUGAAGGGAAGCGUGUGGCUGAGACCCUAAUGUUUGAUUACCAUAGGCAGCAUGGGAUAGAGAUCCGCAUUGCUAGAAUCUUCAACACAUAUGGGCCACGGAUGAACAUCGAUGAUGGGCGUGUUGUUAGCAAUUUCAUAGCUCAAGCACUGCGUGGUGAACCACUGACAGUUCAAAAACCUGGUACACAAACUCGCAGUUUUUGUUUUGUCUCUGACAUGGUUGAUGGCCUUAUUCGACUCAUGGAGGGGGAGAACACUGGUCCAAUCAAUAUCGGGAAUCCAGGUGAAUUUACCAUGCUUGAGCUUGCCGAGACAGUAAAGGAGCUUAUUAAUCCGAAGGUGGAGAUAAAGAUGGUGGAGAACACUCCAGACGAUCCACGGCAAAGAAAACCUGACAUCACAAAAGCGAAAGAAUUGCUAGGUUGGGAGCCGAAAAUGAAGUUGCGAGACGGUCUUCCUCUGAUGGAGGAGGAUUUUAGGUUGAGGCUCGGAGUCUCCAAAGAGAAAUGAAUUUUUUUUAUUAAAAAAAAAAGUACUUUAAUGAAAUUAUAUAGAAGGUGAAAUUUUGGAUUGAGCGAUUUCAGUGUUUGUGGUGGGAAACUGGGAGCUUAUGUUGUGUGAUUUAAUAUAGUUAAUGCUAUCUCCUUUGCCUUGUUUUGUUCUUUAUGAUGCCAUAGAAAAUAAACCAAUGUAUCCCACAAAAUGUGAAGAGUUUGUGAAACUAUUUUAAUUUUGGCAGGGCUUAUAAAUGGUGUUUGUUGCCUUGAA